AUGCAUGACGUCACAUCCUCCGCCGCUGGAACGUUAAUCACCUCCAAUUUUACAGAUCAAUUGCAAAUCAGUGUUUGGGAAGAAACUGUACUCUCCAUCCAUGAUGGAAAUGCCAUACUGCCAUGUCAUUUCUUCAGUGGCUUCUUAUCCCAUCAGAUCAUCGUCUUGUGGCAACGUGUCGAGACCAAAGAGAUUCUAUGGAGCUAUUACCACGGACAAAACCAGCUUAAUGAACAGAGUCAGCAAUAUUCAGGCAGAGUGAGCCUCUUCCCAGAGGAGUUGGAAAGGGGAAAUGCUUCCUUGAAAUUUGAAAAUGUGAAGCUAAAUGAUGCUGGAAAGUACAUGUGCUCUGUCAGAACGCCACUAGAAAAUAGCACGGGAAUUCUCUCCCUUCAAAUUGCAGCAUACUACACCGAGCCCAGCCUAAGAAUUGUACAAACAUCAAAUGGAACAAACUUUAUCUUUGAGUCUCGUGGUUUCCCUGAACCUACUGUUUCCUGGUUAAAAGACAAGCACCUGGAUAUUUCUGCACUGUCUGAGACUCUGUGCCAACUUGGUGAAGAUGGACUGUAUUCAGUACAGAGCAGUCUGCAAAUCAAUGGCACCAGUAUGAGUUCAAAUUUCACAUUUCGAUUACUGAAUGAUGUUUUACAGCAGUCCAUUUCUUGGACUUUUGAGCUAUCUUCUGAUAUUGACACUGGAAUUGAAAACAGAUACAGAUGGAUUUUACUUGCUGUCCUGGUGAUAGCUGAACUUGUAAUUACAGCAAUAUUGAUCAGCAAGAAACCAGUUUCACUUAAACCAGCAAAAUGAUAUUAUAUGACCUGUCAGCCUUUGAGGAAACUGUGUAUAGAUGGACAGCACCUGUUCCAACAAGGAAAUAUAUUUCUGUGAAGUAGGAGUUGAUGGCUAUUAACACUCUUGUAAGCAGCGAGAUAAUGAAAAAUAUUUGGAAGAUCACCGUUUGUUGAAAAGUGGAGUCUGAGGGUUGUGGCUAAAGUGCAGCAGCUUUCAUCCUCUGUCUGGGCUCCCAUUCAGUUUGACUUUCCUAUUGUGAGGAUAGAAACAAAACAGAGAGAAGGACUCACAUGUUGUUCAUGGGAUCAGCUCAAUACAUAUUGUUCUCUUUCAAUCCUGUUUCUGUUUAGAUGGUAUUUGCUACAUAGUAAAUCACACUUUAUUCAGACCAGGAUGGCAAGAAGGGAGACAACAAGGUGCAGGGCUGGAUGAACACAGCAGGCCAAGCAGCAUCAUAGGAGCAGAAAGGCUGACGUUUCGGGCCUAGAAGGGAUCUGUUCACUGCUCUCUGUCCUGUUGCUUCUCUGGGGAUUGGUUUAUGUCAAGGUGGUUGGUUGAUAUUUGCAUCUUCUCCAGGUGGGAAAAUGUAUCAAAUUGUCAUAACUGGAGAAGUUAUCAAAAAUCAAUUUAGAGUUGGAAAAUGGUGAAAUAAGUUUUGUUUUCGGUAUAAUGGUUAUAACUAUUAGGGAAUUUGUAGUUUAUAAGGAACAAAAUACGUUCAAGGAAACACUGACCGUCAAAAAAUAUUACUUGGUGGUUUGUUUCAAAUGAUCACUUGACAUAAGGGCAUUGAGAAUUGCUAAGCUUUACUUCGGUUGUGGGUAAAGUGUUGGAAAGGAUUAUAAGA
Molecule: messenger RNA, 1645 nt
Organism: Rhincodon typus (whale shark)
Lineage: Eukaryota; Metazoa; Chordata; Chondrichthyes; Orectolobiformes; Rhincodontidae
Product: CD276 antigen-like
Exons: 4
Coding region: 1-813 (270 amino acids)
Source: RefSeq, a predicted model, not a curated record